GGGGAAAGGGAGGAGCUGCCUGGCGCACGCGUAGUAUGUGGGGCUGGGGAAUUCAUGUGGAGGUCAGAGGGAAAGCAGGUGUGAGAAGGAGUCAUGGCUGCCAAAGUGUUUGAGUCCAUCGGAAAGUUCGGCCUGGCGUUAGCAGUUGCAGGAGGCGUGGUGAACUCUGCUUUGUAUAAUGUGGAUGCUGGACACAGAGCUGUCAUCUUUGACCGAUUCCGUGGCGUACAGGACAUUGUGGUAGGGGAAGGGACUCACUUUCUCAUCCCUUGGGUACAGAAACCAAUUAUCUUUGACUGCCGUUCUCGACCACGGAAUGUACCGGUCAUCACCGGUAGCAAAGACUUGCAGAACGUCAACAUCACACUGCGCAUCCUCUUCCGGCCAGUGGCCAGCCAGCUUCCUCGUAUCUACACCAGCAUUGGCGAGGACUAUGAUGAGCGGGUACUGCCGUCUAUCACCACAGAGAUCCUCAAGUCGGUGGUGGCUCGGUUCGAUGCUGGAGAGUUGAUUACCCAGCGAGAGCUGGUCUCCAGGCAGGUGAGCGAUGACCUCACAGAGCGAGCAGCAACAUUUGGGCUCAUCCUGGAUGACGUGUCCCUGACACAUCUGACCUUCGGGAAGGAGUUCACAGAGGCAGUCGAAGCCAAACAGGUGGCUCAGCAGGAAGCGGAGAGAGCCAGAUUUGUGGUGGAAAAGGCUGAGCAGCAGAAGAAGGCAGCCAUCAUCUCCGCUGAGGGUGACUCCAAGGCAGCUGAGCUGAUCGCCAACUCGCUGGCCACAGCAGGCGAUGGCCUGAUUGAGCUGCGCAAGCUGGAAGCUGCUGAGGACAUUGCGUACCAGCUCUCCCGCUCUCGGAACAUCACCUACCUGCCAGCAGGGCAGUCCGUGCUCCUCCAGCUUCCCCAGUGAGGCCGGCUGGGCCACGGCCUCCAUCAUGCUGAACGACGCCUUCCUUCUGCCCCACCCCAGAAAUCACUGUGAAAUUUAAUGAUUGGCUUAAAGUGAAGGAAAUAAAGGUAAAAUCACUUCAGAUCUCUAAUUAUCAAAUGAAGCUUUUAUUGUUACACUUUUUACCCUCUUUCAUAUCCAAAGUUGCCAAGUGCCUGUGCAGACUGGCCUUCCACCCUAGGCUCUGGCAGUUCGCAGAAAAAAGGCAGGGCAGUGUGUGGUGAUGGGGAGCCUCCAUCCUGCCAUAUAUGGAAGAUUUAAGGACACUGGCACACAUGCUUGAACCAAAAGGCAAGCCCUCGGCUUUCCCAGCCAUAAGAACCUGGACAGAUGCAGCUGGGGAGGGCUAGAGGAAGUGGUCUAUCUUAACUGUAAGGCCCAUUCCCUCUUAACCGUGACCAGCGGAAGCAGGUGUGUGCGACCAGGGCGUGGAGUGAAGAAUCUGCCCAUCAAGGUGGGUGGGCCUAAUGUUGCUGCCCCCACCAGAGUCCUAAAACCUGGAUGGACUUGGACAGGACAAGAGGCCUGGACUGAGAUGUGAGUCCUGUGGAAGACUUCCUCUCCACCCCCCACACCAGUCCUCUCCAAUACCCAAUGGGAUUCCAGCUUGAAGGAUUGCAUCCUGCCGGGGCUGAGCACACCUGCCAAGGACACGUGCGCCUGCCUUCCCGCUCCCCUCUCUCAGAGAUUGCCCUUCCUUCCCAAGGGCUGUGGGCCAGUGCUCCGAAGGAAGCAAUCAAGGAAAGAAAACACAGUGUAAGUCGCUGUCAAUAAAUGACACCCAGACCUUCCAG
Messenger RNA from Mastomys coucha (southern multimammate mouse), 1745 nucleotides. It is a transcript of the gene Phb1, whose product is annotated as prohibitin. The transcript is spliced from 7 exons. The record is from RefSeq and is a predicted model, not a curated record. Gene Ontology annotation, biological process: mitochondrion organization. Gene Ontology annotation, cellular component: mitochondrion; membrane. Lineage: Eukaryota; Metazoa; Chordata; Mammalia; Rodentia; Muridae. Bases 94 to 912 code for a protein of 272 amino acids.